AUGAAGAGCAAAAAACCGAGGUCUUUUAAAUCUGGGAGCAGCAGAAGGAAAGUCCCCAGUGAUGUGUCCCCCUCAACUAGCCUGCCUCCUCUUGUCGAGGGCCAGCUGAGAUGUUUCUUACGGGUGACAAUAGGCGGAGUGCUAUGGACAGUUCACAAGUCUCCACCUACAACCUUUGUCCGGUUGCGUUGGUGGGGCGAAUCAUCCAAUGGUACACACUUUUGCCCACGGGAUGGAUCGCAGGCAUUACAAAAGACUGUCAACACCACAACUCGCUACCCCAUUCGCUGUGGUCCAAAGCAGUUCACUUCAUACUUGACAGAUAUGGGCUCCUUGGUGCUGGAAGUUUUAACAAAGCUGGACCAUUUGCCAAUUGCUCGUGCUCAGAUUCCAGGGAUCUCUUGUCUCUCCCUGUCACAUUCCAUUAGUGGGUAUUAUACGCUUGUCUCUCCGACAUCUGAAAAACUGGGGGAGUUACAGGUGUCACUUACUUUGGAGCCCCUGGCUGAAGCUUAUGACAGCAGUAGUUCAGUUCCUACCACAGAUGUCAGUAUCGAAGUACCUCGAGUCACUGCACCGACGAUGCCCUCACAACCCAGACCUCCCUUUGUCAAUGGUGGCAAACAGCCUACCGGGAGCCGCAACGGAAACACACCAAGUGGAAAAGACUAUUUAUUCUUCCAAAGUGCCCAGACUAAUAAGGAGAAAGACUUGUCAGAGGACCAAAUACCAAUAGCGAAUGGCGCUAAACAGGGACGAACAACAACAAUUAGUCCAAGACAAGAAAUCCAUGACAGCCAAACCUCUAAUGAUAUCCUAUCAGUUAUUUUAGAGCGUGGGAGCAAGCUUAGAAAUGCUAUGGUGGUAUCGGCUUCAAAAAACGACCUUGAUUUUUACCCAGCUCUCAAAGACACCCUUUUGUUACCCUCAAAGGACAACAUCUUACGACCCACCACAUUGUCUCCUCCUCUUUGUGGAGCAAUGCUCCAAAACAUUUUGCACACUGAUUCAAGCCUCCAGCCUGUUCAUGCCCCCGUGGUCUCUGACUACCUUGGUGCUAGCUAUUCUGCUGACAUGGAGAACAAGGCUGUGGAUCUGCUCCUUGGCAGUAGCUUAAACACAUCACCACCUCCACCUCUAUGGGAUGUGAUUGACUCACCUCCUGAAUCACUCUCUGGGCACAGCAGUGUAUAUGGUGAUAGUGAGCUCAAUGAUCCACAAUACGAUCAGAGCUUACUAGAGAAUCUUUUUUACAAGGCCCCUAUGUCAGAUGUCAUACUAGAUGACACUGAUGUGAUACUUGAGAAAACUAUGUCUCAUAGUAAAAGUCAAUUAGAGAAGAGCUUACCAGGUGGUGCUGAGAAAUCGCUGAAGGAUUCUGGACUUAAGAAUACUGACCCAAAGUCAUUGAAAAAAUACCUCCCAGAGGAUAUGGACACCUUUUUUGGAUUGAACAUGGAUCAGCUGGCUAUACUGGGUGGGAUUCGGCUGGCUAGAGUGACCAUCCAUUCUCUGACUGUGCCUACUGGCAGCAGCACCGCUACUACUCCUAGAAAGACCUCUGAUAAGGAGAAACCUCCUCGGCCACUAAUCAGCAAGAAAUGUUCAUACUUUGUAGAGUACGUGUUCCCUGUAAUGCCCAAUUGUAGUCGGCAUGAUCCUGGUCAAGCUGUGGCAGGGGAGGUGACAAGAGCUGUCUCAAGUAAAGUUACGGGAGGAGUGGUAAAGUUCCAACACCGUUCUGUGUUCCCUGUCCAUUUCAACGGAGCAGCACUUCAAAAGUGGUGGGGAACUGACCUCACUUUUAAGAUUUACUCCAGAAAUGGCAGCCAAAAGAAGCCCAUUCUCAUCGGUAAAACAGUUUACCCAUUCCGUGGUCUGCUGCAGCAGGAGACUCUGAGCCAGCUUGCUGCCCUGGCUGUACAGAGUCUGGAAGGGACCAGUGGAGCCCAGGAGACUGGCCCUCUCAAGGUGUCAGUAGAGCUUGCUGUACACAGUAAAGGUUUUUCUUCCGUCAAAAGAGGGCCAACUGGAAAUGCUAGAGCCCCUUCACAUAAUAUAGCCAGUCCACUGAAAGAGCCCAGCGUUAGACCUCGGCAUGAUGACUUGUGUGAGGAGGAAGUACCAUCUGGCCCUACAGCAGACUUAAAAUUGGAUUCAAGGAAUGCCCAAAGGGACUCCCAUGGACCUUUUACACUCUAUCAAUCUCUUCAAUCAAGGAAACAGGUGGAUGAGGACCAUGAGGUCUUGCUGCACGCCUUGCUCAUGGUUCCAGAUGGAAAGAACUUUAUUUGUGGGCCCAUGAAGGCUCCUAACUUCUACUUGAAUUGUAAACUGUUUGGGUCUGACACCGCAAGAUCUGUAAUGAGCUGGGGUCAGACAAACCCUUCUUUCAAUUUUAUUCAGGUUACCCCGGUGGCUUUAACUUCUAAGCUGCUGGAGAGGAUGAAAAAUAAUUUUAUGGUGAUUGAGGUGUGGCAGAGAACUGGAAGCACAGGCCAGGAUCGUCUCCUCGGCCUGGUUAAACUACCCCUCCACCAAUUUUACAUGUCCUUUAGAGAGCCAAAGAUUGCCUGCCUUCUUCUGCAAGCACACUACCCCGUUUUAGGGGUGGACUGCUACAUGCCAGUUAUUGAUGUGUUCUCAGGCAACCACAUGGGACACCUAAGGGUCCUUUUGGCCAUGGGCCAAUCUGAACAAAUACUUGCCCUCCAGCAUGUUAGGGGUGAAGAGUGUGUCUCUGUGUCUCCUCAUCCAAGACCUGCACAUCUGCUUGAUCACCAGCCACACUCAGAAACAAAGGUGAGUUUAACACAAGAUGAGGCUAUGACAGAGCAUGUGUUUGUGGUAAGAGUGGAGAAAGUCAGAGGGUUGCCUCUACUGCAGUCCACUGUCUGGGGGGAAGCUGACUGCUACAUCAAGUACACGUUCCCCUGCCAGGAAGGAGACCCUGCAAGAAUUUUGGACUCAAACCUUAUAGAGAACAGUGUGAACCUGAAGCAGUUUCGAACUACCACCACUCUGUGUGUCCCGGACCCAGUGUUUAGCCAUAGUGAAACCCACGUGCUACUAGCGCCUGUUAGAGUGCCUGUCCAGAGGUUGUUUCUCAGUUCCCUUUCCAGUCAAGGCCUGGCCAAUGGAGGAAGUAUCCAGUUUGAAGUGUGGUGCAGAUAUUAUUAUCCAAAUGUCCGCGAUCAGCUUGUGGCCAAAGGAAUGCUUCCGUUGUCCAAGCUGUGUGCUAUGGUUACCAUGCAGAGACAGCAACCUAAUGAGGUUCAAGCAUUUUCCCUCCCACUUAUGCCCAGGACUGAAAUUCCCAGAGACAAUCAGCCUCAACCCUCAGGCUUGCUAGAUGUGUGUGUUCAUUAUAAGCACCGGCCCUUGAGACCCAAAGGACAGAGGGGUGAGGUGUUAGCUUCCCGUUUUGUGACACUGCUGGUUCAGGUGCAUAGAGCAUCUGGUCUGCAGGCAGCAGCAAGAACAUUAUCAAGACAGAAUGAAAAAUUCCACUACUAUGCUGGUGUCGGGGUGAAUGCUUAUGUUACUGUCCAGCUCUCCUUCCUGCCUGAGAGUGAGAUAAGGAGUACCCACGUGGCUGCCAGGACCUUCUGCCCAGAGUUUGACUUCCACGCAGAGGUCCCCUGUGAAUUGCAGAUGAAUAGGAGCAGUGGAGAGAUCUGUAGCCUGGCAGAGCUGUUAGAAGAGGCCUCAGCUGUCUUUACUGUUUGGAACAGAGACAGUCGUAAAGUUAUGGGCAUUCAGAAGUGUAAAGACACAAAGAUGGGCAUGCUAAAGAUCCCAUUGGCUAAUCUCAUGCUUAAAAGAACAGGAGUUUCUGGCUGGUUUGGAGUGUAUCUCCCUGAAGACCUAGGUACAUCCCAUGACCAUCACAUCUUGGUUGGAGGUCUUGAGAUCGCCAUCAGGUUUGCCCACCAUGCAGACAGAGAAAAGGUCAUUAAGACUGGCCAAGGCCUGGGCUGGGAAAUGGGUCAGGGAGAGCUUGACAAGCUUGAAGUUGAGGAGGCCUGGGAAGAGAGUACAGGGACUACAUCACUGACUAUGUCUAUGCCUAGAGCCUGGAUACCUGUUCACUGCCUGCUCCUCCCUGGCCACAGUGAACUCCAGCGUUCCACCUACUGCUAUUUCAGAUACAAGUUUUAUGAUCAAGAGGCUUUCUGCUCCCAGAUGAAACAUCCAUUAGAAGAGGGGAGCAAGGAGCAGGGUCUGGCCACAGUAGCAUUCCAAGGCACUAGGACUGUGGAGUUAAGGACUAGCCAGCCUCUGCUAUGGUACCUCAGGGAGGAGAGGCUUGAAGUUCAGGUGUGGGUUGCCUUUAGGAAAGACAAGACACAGAGACCUCACGACACAGAUCGACUGGUUGGAUCUGCGUUUGUUGAUCUUUCUACUCUUGCCAAGAGAUCAAGUCAUAGGCGGACUGUCAGUGGAGUGUACCCCCUUUUCAGACGCUCUGCCCAAGAUCUGCAAGGGGCCGCACUUCGGGUACACAUCAGCCUGACCACAGAUUCUCGGCCUGAGCAGUUUUCCCUCAGAGUUGACCAUCAGGAGGACUUUAACAGCGAGGAGGAGCUGUCAUCAAGGGAAGCAGAGAUAUUAGAACAGGGAUCCUCACCCACUGCGGCAUCCAGACAAUCGUGCACACAAAACACACACAAGACCAAAUCCCCCAGGAGUUUAGACGAAGCAGAUUCACAGCACAAAGAGAUCAGUAUGAAGGAAUCGAUCCCUGUGACCAUCACAGUUGACAGGGCCAUGCACCUCAGUCUGAAAGGGUGCCCUCAAGCUGACGGUAGUGGAGCCAUCCCAUCCUGCAGUGUAUCUUAUGUUACUGCUGACUCUGCAGAACCUGUCUCCACUGCUCUAAUAUCCAAUACUGACUGUCCUAUCUGGGACCACCACCAGGAUUGCAGGCUAUCGAAAGAGCUACUUGUGGAUCCACAACAAAAGCUGGUGUUCAAAGUCUGGCACAAAGGAGACAUGGACAGGGUGAUUGGAUUUGCCGCCGUCGACCUGUCUCCCUUGCUUUUAGGGUUUCAGUCAGUGUGUGGCUGGUAUAACAUCACAGACAUCAGUGGUCAUUGUCGAGGCCAGAUCAAAGUAUCAAUCUCUCCCAUGAAGGGGGUCCAGGAGCUUCGGAGGCAGAGACAAGCUGUGAAUGAAGAGACCUCCAAAAACUCAGCGGCUCUAUUCCAAGCCUUCAACUGCAACACCACUGCUAUGUACAGCAGCCUCUCUCACAUCAGCCACCAUCCUGAACACAAGAUCUCCUUCCCUGACCAGAUGGAGAAGCUAUUCUCUGAAAGGUCCUGUGAAAGUGACCGUCAUGGUGAGCACAUGGACAAUGUACGUCUUUACCACCAGAGCCUGCAGGAACAGUCAGCAGCUCAUCCUGCCAGUGAUAGCUGUGCUGGUGACGUCCAUCCUUCCAGCUCAGUCCUGUUCUCAGCCUUGAGGAAAAAUCUAAGUGAGCUUGACGACAUUCGGAGGUACUUUAACCGUAAGCUUCUACCUCCCACGCUUCCAUCUUGUGAACAAGUAUGUCCAUCCAGAGAACAAGCGCACCAAGACCCAGAAUCAGACACAUGUAAGCUAUUCCUCAAGUCCAGCCAGCUGGUCAGAGAGGUCGACAACCUCACCACUGGUCUAAAGCAACACUGCAUGGAGACAAUACCCUCUAACUCCCAGAGCAGCAUUAUAUCCUUCCCAACCAGAGAUGACCACCCCAAGCUUUUGAACUUUGAUGCUUGCCCCGAGAGUAUUCCCAGUGUGCAUAGAGCUGCAUCCCCCAGGGAUGGUGAUGAUGCGUUUCCUCUCUCUCCAACACUACCAAUGAGGUCUGUGGGCCACAUGGCCAUCCAGACUGAGGAAGAGGACAGUAUCCAGCACACAAUUACUGUGUCUGAGAAUGAGGGGAAAGAUGAAAAGGAGAUGGGAGAAAAAGAGGAGGAAGAAGAAGAUGAGGAUGAUUAUGAUGAUGAUUAUGAGGAGAUUGUGAUAGAGCCCAGGCCUCUAAAUGAGGUGACCUCUUUAACAGACAAAACCAGCCCUUGGACCAGCAUCUUGUCAGAUGUAGACCUUGGUUCUCAAGAGAACUUUGCUGUGCCAGAUCCAAACCAGCACAUCAGCUACCAUCACCUUACCCGGGAAGAAGAGGGGGAGGGAUGUUUCAGUCCAAACACAGGACCUCCACCCUGCCAGAACCCCAGUGAAGAACAAAGGCAUACCAGACUAAAGGAAUAUCACAACUGUGAGUCUGACAAUUCCAUUGAACAGGUGGAAGACAAUACUGACAGUGAAAGAGAAGAUGAGAGGACACUGCAAGCUCUCAAGGGGGAACAAGGAAGGGAACCAAACACCAACAAGGGUUCAGGUGAUGAACCCACCUGUGAUGAAAAUGAACCCGAGACAUUGUCACUCACCUCACCCGAGAGCACAAAUAACCCUUCCUGUACCACACAUAAAGAAGCUGCACAGCCCCAAAUCUCUCCUACAAUGGGGAUUCCUAAUUUCUUCCUCCCCUCUCACCACCUGGAGGCAUCUAUGAGAGCGCUCCGUUUGGCUCCUGUUUUCUCCCAGUCCACUUCCAACCAAGGACCUAGCUCCGCUCCUCAUCAGCGAGCUCCCCGACUGAGGCCCAACAUCCCAGUAGGAUCUAUGAGAAAAGAAGAAACUGCAAGAAUAGCAAAAAUAUUUGCUGCUCAUUUUAACAAGGAUCUUUAAUAAACACUCUUUCCUUUGUUGUUUUGCUGUAAACCGACAGGCAGUAAAGUCAUCAUGGUUUACCUCUCAGCAGCUACAAGUUAUGAAAAGAUCGUGUAAAUUAAGUGUAACCUGUAUUUUUUAUAAAUACAUUUUUCCUAUGUAUUUACAAUAAUAGAUGCCUUUUUUGCAUAUUUUUCAGAAAGAAUGCCUGAUCUCUGUCAGGGAUAUGCCGGUGUUGCACAGUGUUUGUCACUGAGUGACUUGAUCAACUACAUGAUUAAGUGACAUCUGUGUGGCAGCUUGUACAAUAAGAGAAUAAUUCAGGGGAGUUGAACGGUGGGACAGCCUACUGAGAUUUUCAGUCAGUGGGGACAGAAUAUGAUUAUCUUAUUGAGAAUCUGUGAAAUGUGAAAUAAAGCUCAUUGUGCUGGAGACAGUCAAACAUGUUGUGCAGUCACUUUUUAAAACACUUGAGUGCAUAAUGUCUUUAAGGCAUGGGUUGUUUGUUUUGUAACCAACAGUUUGUUAACGUCAGCUUGUCAGUCACUCUUUUUGAUGAUAUCGUUUUGUCCUACAUAACUGUUAUUACUCUCGUAUCCAGUGCAUGUUCUGUUGAGGAUGCAGAUGGUGACAAAGUGUUGAUGCACCAACGGAGGUCUGCAACACAAUUUUUUUUUUUUUUUAGAAAACCAAUGCUGAUGUGAUACCAUAGACCAGGGGUUUC
Molecule: messenger RNA, 7444 nt
Organism: Lampris incognitus (smalleye Pacific opah)
Lineage: Eukaryota; Metazoa; Chordata; Actinopteri; Lampriformes; Lampridae
Gene: c2cd3
Product: C2 domain containing 3 centriole elongation regulator
Exons: 33
Coding region: 1-6738 (2245 amino acids)
Biological process (GO): centriole elongation; cilium assembly
Cellular component (GO): centriole; centriolar satellite
Source: RefSeq, a predicted model, not a curated record